UAGAGCUGAGCCCGCGAUAUUGUUGUUGAAAUUUCCAACCUUGGAAUUUAUCCUGCACUCAUAAAUAGCUAUAGAUAUCUAAAGAAUAUAAAAAAAUGAUCAUACUAUAGGGCGAUGAGUAACAAAGCAACCGACCGACAAUGCAUGGUAUGCAGAGAAUCAGUCUCCAAGUACAGAUGCCCUUCAUGCAACUACAGAUAUUGUUCACUAUCUUGCUUCAAAAAACACAAAGAAAAGAUAUGUGUGGCAGAAUCAAGUAGAUUGAAGAAAUGCGAAGAAGAAAGAAAUAAGAUGGCUCAAGUUAAAGAAGAGGAUCUUGAAGAAGGAGAAGUUUACGAUGAUGUCCAGGUUACAGAAGAUGAAGAUAGACUUAAUGAGCAUGACUUAGCCAAACUAGCCAAUUCCAAAGCCAUCAGAGACUUACUAUGCAAUCCUCACCUCAGGAAAAUGAUCACAGAAAUUGACUGUCAUCCAAAUCCUGGAGUUAUCCUGGGAAAUGCCAUGAGAGAACCUGUGUUUGCUGAAUUUGCAGAUCAAUGUCUUGCUGUUGUACAGGAUCCAAUGGUUAGAAAAGCAAGCAAUGAAAAUGAUGCUGCCUUCCUAUGAUAAAACUGUAGAAAUCAAAUAACUAAUAACUAAUUGGACAAAGUGUCAAGAUGACAGGACCUCCCUUUUCUUAGCAUGCUUGCAGGCAUUUGCCUGUGUGUGUGUUUUUCGUUUGUGUUGGGUGUGGGCUGUAGGGAGGGGGGUUCCUCAGCCCCUGUUUGGGUGGAGUGAUGCUUGCAAGGGUCUGUAACCCUGACUCUGUCUUGGAAAAAAAUAUUUUAAAUAAAAUACCUACCUUUUAUUUUUUAUACCCUGUUUAGUACAAGGUAAAAAUGAAUUAUGGAAAACCAGAAUAUUCCCCAAGCAUUGGAAUUCUUGUGAUAUGAAGGCAAUGACAAAAUUAUACUUGACAAUUUAUAUAAAAGCAAAAAUGACAAUCAGAACCCUGUUCAAGGAAA
Messenger RNA from Nematostella vectensis (starlet sea anemone), 1004 nucleotides. Its product is annotated as zinc finger HIT domain-containing protein 3. Gene Ontology annotation, biological process: maturation of LSU-rRNA from tricistronic rRNA transcript (SSU-rRNA, 5.8S rRNA, LSU-rRNA); snoRNA localization; box C/D snoRNP assembly. The transcript is spliced from 5 exons. Gene Ontology annotation, cellular component: pre-snoRNP complex; nucleus. Bases 115 to 606 code for a protein of 163 amino acids. Gene Ontology annotation, molecular function: protein binding. The record is from RefSeq and is a predicted model, not a curated record. NCBI's taxonomy places the organism in Eukaryota, Metazoa, Cnidaria, Anthozoa, Actiniaria, Edwardsiidae.